AUGGCGUCGCCUUCCGUUCCUGGCGCUGGAUCUCAGCCGUCUGAUUUAGAAUCCGGUCCGCCUCCCAUCGUUCUCCCCGCAAAUGCAGCAUUGCGGUCCCCUCCCCUUCCACCGCGCUCCGCCACUGUCGGCGGUCGUCCGCCGCUCCCCCCCGCCUCCUCUGAAUCAGUGUCGGAGGGGCCCUCCGCGGCCGCCUCUCCCGUCCGCGGCGGGCGUUACCCCGCCGCAGCCUACACUCCGCGCCCCUCCGCGUCGUACUCGCCGCCCACGUCCGGCGGAACCGGCUACUCCACGCGCCCCGCGCCGACCCCGCGCGCGAUUCUGCUGCAGCGGUCGCGGUCGGGCGUGCUGAUCGGCGCGCGGUCGUUCGGCGGAACGCAGCUGCCGUGGGAGCCGCCGAAGCGCAAGCCGCCGCAUCACACGGCGGAGGUGGGCGCGAGCGACGCCGUGGCGCAGAGCCUGGACUACGAGCUCGCGGAGUCGGAGGAGGCGAGGCGGCGGACAGGCUGGGGCCAAGUGGGCGCUCCUGCUGCCCAUCGGCUCAUCUGUUGCGUCACAGACCGUUUCCCUCCGGUUAGAAGAGUUGGAGGAGGCGGCGCGGUGGACAGGCUGGGGCUGUGGAAGGCGAUAGCGUACACAGCAGCCAAUUGGGCUGGAGGAAUCGGAGGAAGCGCAGGCGGCGGACAGGCUGGGACUGGGGGAGGCGAUGAUAGAGUACACGGCGGGCAAGUGGGCGCUCCUGGUGCUCAUCGGGUGCAUUUUGGACAGAGUCCCCUUGCCUCCCUCUCCCCCUAUCUUCUUCCCUCUUCCUCUCUUCUUCCCCUCUCCCUCUUCCCCCCUCCUAGAUUAGAGGAAUCAGAGGAGGCGAGAGCGGCGGAUAAGCUGGGCCUGGGCGAGGCGAUGGAGUACACGGCAGCCAAGUGGGUGCUGGUGCUGCUCAUCGGGUGCAUGACGGGCGGUGCGGCCUUCCUGAUCAACAUGGUGGUGGAGAAUGCCAUGGGGGUCAAGCUCGCGCUCACCAUCGAGCUGCUCAAUGGGGGGAGCCCAUUUCUGGCAGUGCUGGUGUACUCGUUACUGAGUGCUCUGCUAGUGGCAGCAUCAGCGGCACUCUGUGUGUUUGUGGCGCCAGCAGCAGCGGGGUCGGGGAUUCCCGAGGUGCGGGCAUACCUCAACGGCGUGGACAUGCCACAAGUGCUCUCGCCACUCACUCUGCUCGUUAAGGUCGGUCAAUGCCUUGUCAAUUCCCUGGUCAGUGUUAGUCAGUGGCUGGUCAACGCGAGUCAGUGCCUGGUCAUCAUGAGUCAUGCUAACCGCACUCACUCAGUGGCAAACAGCCUCACCGCUUCCCACCCCUCUUCACGAACCCCCCUCUCUCUCCUUCAGAUACUAGGCAGCAUGUGGGCAGAGGAAGGCGGGCUAGCCCUGGAUCUUGGGCAGCAUGGGGGCGGAAGCGGGCGGGCUAGCCCUGGCAUGGGGGCGGAGGCCGGAGGGCUAGCGCUGGGCAAGGAGGGUCCGCUGGUGCACAUCGGCGUGACUCUUGACAUGGGGGCGGAAGCAGGAGGGCUAGCGCUGGGCAAGGAGGGCCCUCUGGUGCACAUCGGCGCCGCCAUCGCUGCUCUCUUUGGCCGCGGCUCCAUUCGUGACUGGCUUGCUCGCCGGGCUGCCGCGGGUACAUCUGGGGGUGGGGAUGCAAGCGGGGGUGGCGGCCCGGAUGGAAAGAAGGAGGCUCCGUUGCGGGCAGCAGCAGCAGCAGCAGGGACAGGAGGAGUGUCUGAGCCGCUGCUUGCACAGGGUACCACAGAGACCAGCACGGCCAGGGGAGGAGCGGGAGGAGGAAGGGGGAAGGAGGGGGAGCGGCGGCAGUGGUGGCUGCUGUAUUCGGACUGGCUGCGUUUCUUUGACAACGACCGGGCGCGUCACGACCUCGUCACUAUUGGUGCCGGGGCCGGGGUGGCCGCUGCUUUCCAGUGCCCCUUGGGGGGGAUACUCUUUGCUCUCGAGGAACUCACCUCCUGGUGGAAGAAGAAGGUGGUGUGGAAGGCGCUGUUCACGAACGCAGUGGGCGCCAUCGCACUGAGAGCGCUCAUGGCCGCAUGCGAGGGGGGGCGGUGUGGGCUGUACAGCGAUGGGGGCUUCAUUCUCUUCGAUGCCCAGAGGGAGAGCGACUUCGGGUUGAGGGAGCUGCUACCUGUGUUGGUGUUGGGCAUCACAGGGGGCCUCGUGGGGGCGCUCUUCAACACCGCUGUCACCCGCCUCGCCAAGCUGCGUGCCAAAUACAUCAACCCCUACGGCCCAUGGUGCAAGGUGCUAGAGGCAGCACUCAUUGCCAUCCUCACCUCCCUUGCCCGCAUGGCCCUCCCCUUCGCAUCGCGCUGCCUGCCCUGCCCGGAAAACGAGGUCUGCCCGGACCCCAGCCUCAACGGCAACUACAUUGCUUUCACCUGCCCGGCGGGCAGCUACAACCCGAUGGCUGGGCUGGCACCCACCACCAACGACAACGCCAUCACCAACCUCUUCUCCAGCUCGCCUGCUCAGUACACCCACGCCACGCUGGCGAUCUUCUUCCUCGUCUUCUUCUCGCUUGCCAUUAUCACCAACGGCUGCUCCGUGCCGGCUGGCCUGUUCGUCCCACUCAUAGUGGCGGGCGGCACGUACGGCCGCAUGAUGGGCAAGCUCAUGCGCUCACUCACCUCCUCCACCUCCCCCACUCUCUCAUCGUUCCUCCUCCCCUCCCUCACCUCUCCCCUUCGGUCGGCCGGGCUACUCUUGUUCGGAGAAUCUGGUUCUGACACGGGAUUGGACGAGGGGACAUACGCGCUGCUCGGCGCCGCGUCCCUAUUGGGCGGCUCCAUGCGCAUGUCUGUCUCCCUCUCCGUCAUGCUUCUAGAAGUUACCGGGAACCUUCUCCUCUUGCCGCUGAUCAUGCUCGCAACAACCAUCGCCAAGGAGGUGGGGGACUGUUUCAACGAAGGGGUGGUUGACGAGGCGAGCCACUUAAAACGCCUGCCCAUGCUGGAAUACCCCCCGCCCGAGUUCAUGAAAAACCUAACAGCAAUAGACGGAGUGAGGGGCCCGGCUGUAGCGCUGAAGAGUGUGGAGCGCGUGGGGGAGGUGCUGAGAGUCCUGCAGACCACCACCCACUCCGCCUUCCCUGUUGUGCAGAUAGUGGCUACGAGGGAAGGGGGGAAGCUGGGAGAGGGGGAGAAGGAGGGGGUAGGUGAGGGGGAGGGGGAGGGGGAGGUGCAGGCGGUGCUGUACGGCAUGGUACUGCGCUCCAAGCUGCUCAAGCUGCUGGCUGAUAAGUCCGCCUUCCAGCGCGGCACUCUCUGCACCGCUCGCACCAAUCCCCUUCACAAGCUCCCUCUUUCUACCAACACUGCAGCUGCCGCCGCAGCUGCUGCUGUGCCGGAACGUAGAGCUGGCCAACGUACCGUGCGGUUUGAGGGUGUGCCGGUCAGUCCACAGGCGACCAAUGGGGACACGCCACGUGGCACAGCUGAAGGUGCCUAUGCGGAAGGGCUGACACUCGGGGGAAGACUGGCGAAAUCUCUGUCCCACAAGCACCGCACGGCGACUGCGAUAGUGAACGUUAAGAAGACGCCUUGUAUCGAGGAUAUCGAUUUGAGUGUAGAGGAGCAGGACAUGUUUCUGGACCUGCACCCCUUCUGCAACACCUCUCCCCACGUGGUGGGCGAGGCCAUGAGCCUGCGCAAGGCGUACGCCAUUUUCCGGCGAAUGGGGCUGCGCCACCUGUGCGUGGUGCGCGAGCGCAUGCAGGUGGUGGGUGUGCUGACGCGCAAGGACCUGCUGCCCCACUCGUUUGAGAAGCAGCAGCUGGAGGAGUGGGACGACGACGACAGCGACAGCGACAGCAGCGACGUGGACGAAGAGGAGGAGGGUUCAGUGGGGGAAAGUGGGGGGUUUGCGAGGGAGAAUGGCGGGGCAGGAGUGAGUGGUGGUGGUGAGGGUGGAGCGGCAAUAGUGGAUCGUGCGGUUGUCGCGGUGGCGAGUGAUGGGGACGAGAGUGGGAGGCGUGGGAGCGGUCAUGUGAGUGACGGUGAGGGUGGUGGGCGGCUUGGGAGCGGGCAUGCGAGUGACGGCGAGGGUGGUGUGAGAGGCACUCCAAAGAGGAGGAAGCGAGCCAUUCCUUCUUUCAUCUCACGCUGUCAUACACAGAAGUACCACUGA
Molecule: messenger RNA, 4188 nt
Organism: Closterium sp. NIES-65
Lineage: Eukaryota; Viridiplantae; Streptophyta; Zygnematophyceae; Desmidiales; Closteriaceae
Source: the annotation of a GenBank genome assembly